AUGGGCAAUGAAAGCAAAAAAAUGAGUUUGACUUUGCAGGAAACAGAUGAAGAGAACAGGGGUAGCAAAAAGCUGAGGUGGAAAAAUUGGUGCUGGCGAUAUGCCAAAUGUAUACGAGGAGGUUACAUUUCAGCAGAACAUAUGCGCUUUGCCUUGUUCCUUGCUACAUCCCGGGGGACAGAUCCUCAGCUGGUUGCAGACACCAUAAGGCAAAUUUCACUCUAUAUUCCCCUAAAUCAUGUAAAACCACCUGGGAAACCCUUCUUAAAAGCUAAAGAUCCUGCCUUGUUUCUCGAAGAGGAAACUGUUCCAGAUUUACUAACAGCAGUGGCCAGACACCCAUCUCCUGCCUGCCUGUUUGAUCCUCGCACCCCAGUGCCUCCGCAGAGGCAUGCCAGGCAUUCCAGGAAGUUUUUUAUCCGUUUCAUCCUGGCUCCAGUCCUACUGCAAAAGCACCCUCCAUACUACAUGGACUACGGUCAUGCUGCGGCACAUUUACAAGAAACUACAGGAAUCCUGGGACUGAGGUCAAGCGAGCAGACUCCUAGGAGCCUCCCAUCCCGCCAGCACCACUUCCCAGCUGCUCUCCGUCAGCCCGGAAAGCGCAACACCAAGGCUCCGCGAUUUGGAGAGUCGUCAGUGCAAGGCAGGCGGCAGACACAAAUUUUCAUCCGUGGAUUUGGCCCCUCGGUUUCCAUGGAUCAGGACAGGAUCUUCCAUCAGGCAUCGUUAGGCAAGCACCACCGCACACGGCACUCACGGGGCUUGGGGGCUUAUCGCAGUCCUCAUUUCCUUGUCGCCCCCAAAGCCGCAGCCGCGUGGGCUGUGAAAAUCCCACCUGAGCCAACAGGCAAUGCUUUGGGCCAAGAAGUCCGUCACCCGGUCAUCUGUGUCAACAACCAUGUCUUCUGUUCCAUUUGUAUUGAAGUGUGGCUGAAGAACAAUAAUCAGUGUCCAGCUUGCAGGAUUCCCAUCACGCCUGAAAAUCCUUGCAAGGAAAUUAUAGGAGGAGCGAGUGAAAGUGAUCCUAUAUUUAGUCCGACAGUCAGAAAACACCUACGUAAAACAAGGCUUGAAUUGCUCCACAAAGAAUACGAGGAUGAAAUAGAAUCCCUGCAAAAAGAAGUGGAAGAUCUGAGAGGUAAAAAUCUCAGUUUACAGACACAGCUGAAAUCUCUUCUGGAUCCUACAGCAUCAGCUUUGUCUUGCCAAAAUGAGGAAACUAGCCAGUCAGCAGAUGAAGCAAGUACCAGUGGCCCAGAAACCCCAGAGGAAUGGAGCAAAAAGCUGAAAGCUGCCAAUGAUAUAUAUGAAAAAGUGAUGGAUAAUGUAGAAAAGUUAAAGGAGGCAAAUAAGAAACUGAGCAUGGAAAACAAUAGCCUUUUAAGAGAGAAUUUGCGACUAAAAGCUGAAGUUGAUAGUAGAUCACCCCAAAAGUUUGGUAGGUUUACAGUAGCUGCACUUCAGUCCAAAGUAGAACAAAGUGAACGUGAAAUGAACCGUCUAAAAAAGGCACUGGAAAGAAGUGAUAAAUACAUAGAAGAAAUGGAGUGUCAGCUUUUACAGCUGAAAAAUGCAGGCGAAGGAACCCAGACAGCGACUGCUGUUAGCGAGAGAGUGGUUUCCACAGAUGCUAAAGGAGCUGAAAGCAGUGAAGAUACAACAUGUUUGAAAAACCAAGUUGAGGAGAAAAAAGCUUUGACUACCAGUCAAAGUCCUGACAGUCUCGAACAGCUGACAAGUGGUGGAACUUGCUUAAGCUCUUCUAGUCAAGAUGGUUCAAAUGGCUCAAAUACCCAGUGUGCCCCGAAGAAAGAACUAUUUCCAGGUUGUCAGGGGGUUCUCCUGGAUGAAAAUACUACAAAUAUGGAUGCCUGCUUAGAAGAGCAGUGGAAUAAAAUGGAGGAAUGUACCCCAUAUAAGGAUGAAGAACUUUAUGAUCUUCCACCACCGUGCACUCCUUUUCUGUCUCUCAGUCGCCUUCAGUUGAACACUCCUGAUGGAAAAGAAAAUGCAAGGAAACCAUCAACAUUCCUGAGAAAACUGAAAUUUGAAGAGUUUUGCGAUGCUUCAGAUGACUGCAGCAAAGAUUCUCCAGAGCACAGCACAAGCAGCUGUAAUAGGGAAAAGAAGCUAAACUGUUUUGCUACAGGAAAAUCAGGUUUUUGGGGGACCUGCCCAACAAAUUUUGCUGAGAACUUAGAUUUUGAUGAAUCGGAGCGAAAUUCGGUAGCUGGUCAGUCAGAUGAGACAUCAGCAAAGUCCAGUGAUAAAACAAGUUCUUGCUUACCUAAGAGAACCUCCAGUGAGGCAUCUAUGGAUGCUGCCUACCUCGAUAAAAUUUCCGAGUUGGACUCAAUGAUGUCCGAAUCAGACAACAGCAAGAGUCCAUGCUACAAUUUCAAGUCCUCCGAUCUUGAUAAUUCUUCAAAGUCAACAGAGUGCUCUAAGCUUCUGAAUGAAACGGAGAAGAAACUGGAAGAGAUGAACGAGGAACAGAGUAUGAAGUGUCCAGAGACAAGCGAUCCAGCAGUUGACAGAGCUGGCUGGAAACCUGCUAUGUUUUCCAUCCUCUCCCCAUCUGAGCUAGAUAUGAAUGACCACUUUCCGCUGUUUACAGGCCAAAACGUAGUGGCUAGUGAUACUAAACCUCCAAACUGUUUAUUUCAAAGAGACUUUUCCCAGAGUUUACUAUUCAGUAACUCACAAAGGUUGUUUGAGGAACAGAAGUUCGGUUCCUGCUUUUUAAAGAUGUCAUCUGACCUGCACAAUCAGCUUAAUCCUCCUUGGGUGUCUUCCUUUAUAGCUGAAAGGAAAAAUAAAAAUGUCAGUCAGUCGACCAAGAGGAAAAUUCAAAGCAGCCUUUCCAGUGCUAGUCCGUCGAAAACCACCAAAAACUGACUUGGCUUGGGAAUCGAACGUGACUCAAAGUCGUCAACCUGCAAAUGUUUAAUAUUUACAGGUGAACUUAAUUUUUAAUGACUUCCCAUGCAAUCUGAUCCUGUCUUUUUCGACUAUGUGAAAACUGAACAUUCCCUUGCCUGUUAUAAGCUCUUUCCUGGGGAAGAACCAUUCCAGAUUCUUUUCAUUGGCUGGGCAUUUUGUUUACUUGGGGGUUUGGGUGGUUUUUUACGUUUUCAGGUUACAUGAUCUUCCAGCUGUGAGCCCAGCUAAUGGCUCCCUUGAACAGGACAGUUUUAAGCGGUCUUGCCAAAUCGGUCGUUUUAUGUAAGAAUUUGUUUUAAAGGUUACGUUUCCCAUUCCUAACGAUUACGUUUUGUGCAUGUAAGGCAGCUACUGGCUAUAUAUCCUAUGGAUUCAUGAAAUUGCUAUAAAACAACGUCAGUUUUGCCAUAAAACUUGCCUCCCAGAUGAAAUGCUGCUGCUUGGACUGUUUCGUAGCACUGUACUGUACUGAAACUCUUGUUUUAAGUGGGUGUAAGGUAGCAGCCUCUUUCUUUUCAGGAUUACAGCACUUCAGUUAGAAAACGUCUCUUCUUCAACACUGCGAACGUGGCUUUUUUUUUUUGAAGUUAAGCACAAUUUUUAAUUUCGUUCCCAAAAAGCAUUGUUAUUCUAGAUGUGUUCAGGAUGCCUGUAUAGACCAUAAAAAUGGGUUUGUAUGCUAAUGACUUGUUUACCUAAUGUGCACUGAACAUUUUACAUUAAUACUGUACCAUUUUACAUUAAUACUGCAUGCUUUUCUAUGUGAAUUGAAUAAAACAUGUUAUAAGCACUGUAA
Messenger RNA from Pygoscelis adeliae (Adelie penguin), 3742 nucleotides. RefSeq names its product ring finger protein 219 (gene OBI1). Bases 1 to 2901 code for a protein of 966 amino acids. Gene Ontology annotation, biological process: protein monoubiquitination; regulation of DNA replication. The transcript has 12 exons. Gene Ontology annotation, molecular function: ubiquitin-protein transferase activity. NCBI's taxonomy places the organism in Eukaryota, Metazoa, Chordata, Aves, Sphenisciformes, Spheniscidae. The record is from RefSeq and is a predicted model, not a curated record.